AUGUUUGGAGUUUUCGCUCUGUUCUCCCGUGCAAGAAACCACGGCCUUUGUUUACUUUCCCUCCUCCCUUUCCCCCCUUUCUUCACCCUGUUCUUCCCCCGCCUCCGCAUCCUACCCCCCUUACCCCCCUUACCCCCCUUUCCCCCUUUCUCCCCCUCCAGCAUGCUGGUGGUGCAGCCGCGCCCGCAUCCGCGCUGGCUGCUGCGCGCCAAACUGCAUGCACACAUGCUCCCCCUUGCCGUCUGCUUCCUCCCCCCCCCCCCCUUCCCCCUUUUCCCCCAUUUCACCCCUCUCUCCUCGCACAGCAUGUUGGUGGUGCAGCCGCGCCCCCAUCCGCGCUGGCUGCUGCGCGCCAAGCUGGGGGAGGCACUGCGAUUGGUGGACUCGCUCACAGGCACGGACAGCCAAUGGGAGAUGGAGCAGCGCUCGUGGGGGGGCGCAGGGAGCGGGGAGGGCGCGCAGGCAGUAUGGCAGGGGGGACAGGAAGCACAGCAGGGGCAGGGAGGAGCGAGAGAGUGGCAGGAGGAAGGGGAGCAGUGGCGGCAAAGGGAAGAGGCUGAGGCUGAGUGGAGAAGGCGGAGUGAGGGGAGAGGGAUGCGUGGGGAUGGGGUGGAGGGGAGAGGGCGGAGUGGGGAUGGGGUGGAGGGGUUUGGGUUCCCGCCUCCAGGAGGGGGACACCCGUGGGUAGUGGUGCACAGCAGCGGGCGGGGGAUACGCGCAGGGUCAUUCUUUGGCAGUGGCACCAUCGAGAGCAUUGCAGCUCAUGUGCAUGCAUCACACAGCAUGGUAUGGUAUGGCGGUGUACCAGUGGAGGCUGUAUUUGUGAAUGCUACUCUCCCCUCCCACCUCCUUCCCCUCCCACCUCCUUCCCCUCCCACCUCCUUCCCCUCCCACCUCCUUCCCCUCCCACCUCCUUCCCCUCUCCUUUCCCCCACUUUCCGUACCCGUCUUCUCUCCCCUUCCUCCAAUCAAGGCGGCAUGGGGUCUGCCAGUGGUGGACCGAGUGGGUUUGAUCAUAGAGAUCUUCGUCUCACUCCCUCCCACUCUCCCUCUCUCCCUCCCUCCCUCCCACUCUCCCUCUCUCCCUUCCUCCCUCCCACUCUCCCUCCCUCCCUCCCUCCCUCCCUCCCUCCCCCCUCCCUCCCUCCCACUCUCUCUCCCUCCCUUCCCCCCUCCCCACCUCCCUUCCCCACUCCCUCCCUCUUAUCCCCCUCUGCCCCCUCCCUCCCUCUCUCCCACCCCCUUUUUCCCCCUCCCACCCUCCUAUGCCAGCAUAUCGGAAAAGCAGCACAAGCUGAGGCAGCAGAUUUCGCAAGUGCCUUGUGA
Messenger RNA from Closterium sp. Yama58-4, 1326 nucleotides. NCBI's taxonomy places the organism in Eukaryota, Viridiplantae, Streptophyta, Zygnematophyceae, Desmidiales, Closteriaceae. The record is from the annotation of a GenBank genome assembly.